Molecule: messenger RNA, 3564 nt
Organism: Gambusia affinis (western mosquitofish)
Lineage: Eukaryota; Metazoa; Chordata; Actinopteri; Cyprinodontiformes; Poeciliidae
Gene: cep85l
Product: centrosomal protein 85, like
Exons: 13
Coding region: 488-2767 (759 amino acids)
Cellular component (GO): centrosome
Source: RefSeq, a predicted model, not a curated record
AUGGUCUGCUGCAGAAAUCUGUGGACGAAAGCCUGGAUCUGUACCUGGUUUGGUCUUUCUCAGUUCAUCCUGGAUAUAGCCAGGAUAAUGAUAGCGCAUGUCAAGCCUGGCUUAAUCUUUUAUCCUGGAUUUUGUAACGCUGUUUUUGUGAAACAGCCCUCAGGAGUGAAUGGAGUCCAUGUCCAGUUGUUGAAUAAAAUUGGGGGGAGGUCUUCCGUACAGAGGCUGUUGCUGGCUGCCGAGGAGGAGGAGGAGUUCCAUGCCUGCGUUUCGUAGAGGACGUUCAGCUAAAAAGCUGCAAACUAACAGAAACACAGAGGGUUAUUUCUUGAUACAUUACUUCUUAAAGAACAAUCCAGACUAUGGUUUUAUUUGUUCUAGAUGAAGUCAUGUUUGAGUCUGUAUCCAUGGCUUUUUCCGGAAGCUGUAAUUUCUCUUUUGUCUUCUGAUCGGAUUUCGGGUUUCAUGCUCUCCGACAUCAAACACAAUGUGGGACAGAAGUGACUUUAAAGCCGGAUUUGAAGCUAAUAAAGCAGGGCCUAGUUGUGGCUCUGGAUGGUUUCUGGGACAUGAAUCAAACUGGCACAGCAGUCUGCCUUGCUCUGGAGGCAGGAUCUGUGAUGGACGACGACAAAGCUCUGUGUCUGACAGCGGUGACACAGGAAUCGGUACCUACUGCUCUGACAGUUUGGAAGAUGACUCCUGUUCCAGUGCAACUCCUCUUUCUUCCCUUCUUCUGUCACAGCAUAACUUAAACCAGGAAGAGGAUGGCGUCCCUUCAGCUCUUGCCAUGUCAUCUGCUUCGUCCUUACCAAGAAUCCUUUUAAAAAUGGCCUCUCCUUCCCACAGCUCCAGCAGUUUGGACAUGAAAGUGCAUCAACCCAUCAGAAGGUCAUCCUCUUUUACCAAACUGUCAUCAGGGGUUGAUAAGAGUUCCACGAAGACAUCCAAUUUCUGUUACAGCCCAGGUGCUGAGGGUUCACUGGACAGAGGUGUACUUUAUGGUUAUAGAAAGAAAAGACGGGAUUCAAAUAUCAACCUUUACCUACCGCUGUCUUCUAGUAUGAACUGCAGCAAUUUUCUGCUGAGAUCUCCUGGUGCCGAGCCCAGCUACCGCUACAAACACAGUAAUAGAUCUACUGGUUUGAAAUCAGACCUGUCCCCUUCCUCGUCUCAUUCUUCUCCAGUUAAAUACAGCUUAAGCUGCUCCAGUUUUCAUGAGACGAAAGAUUCUGGGAAAGGUCAGCAAAUAUGUGGUCUUCAGUCAUCCAGCUGGGGUGACUGGCCAGUGGCUGAGAACCCCGACAGAGGCAUGCCCAUUCAGCCAGCUGUUCGAACCCAGAUGUGGCUGACUCAGCAGAUGGAGUACCGGCCCAAACUGGAGAGUGGAAAUGAACCUGGUCAGGCCAGUUCACCAGGGACAGAAGACUACAGCCUCACAUUGUCUCAUCAGGAAUCUGGACAUAACCAGAUGCUAAUGGAAACGUCCACUCCUGCUAACACUCUGCUGAAGGUUAAGGAGAAACUGCUGAGGGAAAGAGAACUGGAGAUACAAAGCCAAAAGCAGCAAAUCAUCCAGCUGCAUGUGUGGAUCAGAGAGAACGAGCACAGAGCCCAGCAGGUCCUGGGCAGCCAGAGAGGACAGUUUCAUACCUCCAGAAUCCCAAAUACUGAGGAGUCAGCAAUGACGACAUCCGGCAAGCUGCAAUCUGAUAGGCGAUGUUGUGAUGAAGAACUUAGUAAAAAAUUAGCAGCUGCCGAGCUUGAAGUGCUCCAUCUGAACCUGUUUUUUAAGCAGGUUACUUUGAAAUAUACAGAGGAGAUCAGAAAACUGGAGGAGAAGAUAAAGACAAGGGAUCGUUACAUCACCAGUCUGAAGAAGAAAUACCAGAGAGAGAGUGAGCAGAACCAAGAAAAACAGCAACGCAUUGAGAUACUGGAGAAAUACCUCUCUGAUCUGCCCACAUUAAAUGAAGUUCAAGUCCAGUCCAAACAGCAGGAGAAGUUAGAAGAAAAAAACAGGCGUCUUGAGAAAACAGUGUUCCAGUUACAGAAGAGCAUAGAGGUAGAAUGUGCAUUGAUUCAGAAGAAAGAUGUCAUGAUUGAGAUGCAGGCCAAGACAGAGGGUGAGAUGAUGACAUCUGUACAAAGGUUGCAUAAGAAAGUGCAGCAGUGUCUGGAUGAUGGGGCCAGGCUGCCGGUGCAAGAUCUAAAAAACCUUUUGAGAGAAAAUUCUCAGCUCCUGCAGCAGCAAGACAACAGCAACAUGGUAUUAAAGAUACAAAAGGAUGAAAUUGAGAGACUAACUUCACAACUAAUGGCCACUAGUGGAAGACUGCUAAAAAAAAGAGGUGCCGCUCACUCACCAGUGGCUUGUUCUCUGCAAAAGGAGGAGAACUUGGUCAGCAUGCUUGGAGCCUUCUCUCAGGACAAAGACAAGUUGGUGCAUCUGUCAUCUCCAGGAAGCAUGUCAGAAGUGGAGGAGCUUUUGAAAGAGAUGUCUUUGUGUCUGCUUGACCUGCGAGGUUUCUGCAGCAUCCUGGUCCAAAGAGCUCAGGGAAAAGAGCCCAACCUCUCUCUGCUUCUGGGAAUGAAAUCACUCAGCGUCUCAGCAGAGGAACAGGAGCACCAGCUGGCUGAAGGAGAAGAGGAACCGAGCUGUAAACUGCUCCAAGUCGGCCUGCUGAAGAGAGGAAUAGAUGAUCUGAGGAGGACUGUAGCAGAAUACUGCCCUCAGUAUGUGGCUCCAAGCUGCGCCACGCAGUGAAUAAACAUUACAUUUAUCGAAUCUCUAACGCUAUACGACGAUGAUGUUGGGAAAAUGAAUCCUACUAUCUGUCACAGCUCUGAAAGGUUUGGACGUGUCUGAAGUUUUGUAACGACUGUUGCCUCUAAUCCACUUCAGAACAGAGGCACAGCACUGGAUGCGAGCAGAGCAGCACCAUUCAUUGCUCUACUCCUCUGACUAAUAGGAUCUGAUGCAGAUAAUAAAAUGUUGAGGAUGGUGACACUAACUUUGCUUGGAAAUUAGGAUAUUACUUAAGGUCAUAUAAGAAUAAAUUCAAAGUCCAAGCAGAACUUUGUGCCUGUUGAUGCUAUGGAUAGUAAUAUUGCAUCCACAUAAAAUUUGCUAAGUGCUGUCCUUCCUGCUGCAAGCAAGGUUCACUGCGGAAGAUCUGCUGGUACCAGGACCUGCUGGUACUGCUCACCACACGGCCCACCAGACUAAACUGUUUUUAUAAAAUAAACCAUCAAACAUCCAAGUUGACAUUAAAAUAUGUACAGACAUUUUGUGUGUGUGCCUAUUUCAGGGGAUUUUAGCUUUUGUUAGUCUUUUUUUCCAACGUCAAAAUGCUUUUCAAUGAAAAAGAACUGAAAAAUAGCAUGAAGCAUAAAAAAAAAGAAAAUACCAAAUAUUAAUAAAACAAAAAUCAGUCAAGAUUAUUUGUAUGGCACAUUUCAGCAAAGACGUUACAUUACACCGAAAACAUAAAGAGGAGUAAUAAAAAGUAGUAAUCUAGACUAGAAGUUAAAGGCAACCACAAAUAAAUGAGUUUAAAGAAA